CUUUCUGGUGUUAGGAAAGAAAUUGUUGUCACCGGAGAACUUCGUUUCAGGAAAGUGAAAGCGAAAUUUUAAUGUUUUUAAAUUCAAUAUCGUUAAAACCUUGUAUCCACAUUCAUCCGUACGUCACGUUCUCUCUCUGCUGGAUAUUUAGCAGGUUCCUUAUUCGUCUCAUUAUUGGAGAUUGGAGAGCUUGGGCGUGCCAGUUCAGACGCUCAGUUGCUGGGGAGGAGACAGGAGUGGUCGAGUGGAAGGAGAAAGAAGGGGAGGAGGAGGAGAAGGCCAAGGUGUGAAGCUAGUCGUGUGGAAUAAGGAUUCGACAAAGAGGUCGAAAAAAAGUCAAGGUUCAAUCAGUAAAAGAUUCACCCCGUCAGACACUGACCGCACCUUCUUUCGAGUCAAAGUCCCGUCCGCUCAAGAUUUGAAGCACAAGGAGCAAGGGGCAAAAUCAAGUCGCUGUCUGCCAGACACAAUCUCUAACUCUUCUAAAACCAUCAAGAAAGGGAGACGAAUUACAUCCCUUCAGCACGUCGACUACAAAAAAUUCCUCCAGUGCUACGUUCAUGUUCAGGAACUAAAACACUCCAAAGUGGACGCUGUAUUCAGUAGAAACAAAUUCCUUGAGCCCACGUCUGUUGCCACAACCACACGGCGACGACGGGCGAAAGCUGGACCACGCCCACCAAAGGCCCCCAAAAUGGACGAAGGGUUUGCCGAGUGCGUUGCCGGACUCGAACAAAUGGCAGACGCUGGGAAUAAUACCGAGGAGUCUGAGUUAACCCCAACGACAGCAACGUUGGGCCUUGUACAGGAUUUUCAGGCCAACAUUCUGAUUGACCCGUCGAACCCAGAGGAGGCCUUUACCGUCGAUCUCGGAGGGAUUGAUGAUGUCGCCAACUUCGAACAAGUAGAUUUAGUUGACACUUUUCAUAUUUCCUCAUCUCCCCCCAGAAGAAACGAAUUUGGGUCUGUGGAAAUAUCAUUUGACGAAACUGGCAAACCUCGUUGCACGUAUACGGAUUUAAUUGAGAAGGCCUUAUCAGAAAAUGGAGGGCUUACUGUAUCUGAAAUUUAUCAGUGGAUUUCGGACCAUUUUCCUUAUUUUCAACCUGAUGACGAUCGAUGGAAAAACUCGGUUCGACACAACCUCAGCAUCAACCCAUAUUUUUCAAAAGGGGAAAAGGCCCGCAGCGGAGCAGGUCAUCUUUGGACAAUUUCAGAAGAAAGUCGAGCUUUGCGUCCUGCCCUGCGUAAAAAGGACUUUGAGUACGAGGACUUGGCAAUGUGCAUUGAAAAUGAUACAGAUAGAGCUGUUGCAAAUAUUUUGGGACAAUAUCAUUUGGCCAAGAACAACAUGGAGGGCAAACCGACUCGGCCUAAUAAAAACCACGAGUCUGACUCCUUGUGUACGCCACCACCCCCACAACCACCGAAACAUGUACAGCUUCCGAGUGGGAAUGAUACGGGUGGAACUGCGAAUGAUGAAUUUAUGGAAGUGUCUCCAGUAGUCAUUGAAUAUGAAAGCAAUGGAUUCCCAGGAACUGAAUAUACAAUUGAUCUCAGUCAGUUUCAAUUUCCUGACGCGAGUGGCCUCUCUUUCGACGAUUUAAUGCCAGGAGGAUUAAUUGUAAUUCAAACUGAUGAUCAGGAUGCCAAUAAAGAAAAUGUAGACCAUGUUAGAUCAGUUGAUGCAAUGGGCACAGAAUAUCUAAUGACUCAACAAUUAGACUACUCAGCAAUUCGACACGAGUCGUCUCACAUUACUGAAACAGAACGAGUGAGUGGACAGUUGAUUUCUGAAGCGAUGACGCAUGAUUUUGACAUGCACAAAGAUAAAUGCGAGUUAAACUCAAUUCAUCAGUUGGAACAAAGCAACUGUGCAGAGGAAGAGCAACAUCAAGUAAUGCGCGAGGAACAAGAUAAUCAACAACAGAAUGAAAUUUCUCCUUCAGAGAAUACUCAGGAAUACUUAACGCUGGAUUCCAUUGAUCAGUUAGCUUUACAAGAAGUGAUUCACGGAAACAGUAACAGCGAAACUAGCAUUCAUCAUUAUCAAAUGAUGAAUGUAGCAGACUACGAACCAAAUAAAGACAUUAUUGGUGGAUACUGUACUUUCGCCACUUAAUUGGGCAAUAUAACAUAUGUAUGAACAGAAAGUGAUCGUCUGCAAUAUCCCUGUGGCUGUGCAAUGUUUUGUACAUUUUAUACUUUGUAAAUUAGGAAAAUCAUGUUAUAUCAAUGUUUAAUUCGUUAAUGAGAAACUUGUUUGAAUUGGGUAACUUGUUGAUUGAUGGUGAAUUGUAAUAAUGUAAAUAUAAUAUUAAAACGUUA
Molecule: messenger RNA, 2328 nt
Organism: Folsomia candida
Lineage: Eukaryota; Metazoa; Arthropoda; Collembola; Entomobryomorpha; Isotomidae
Product: forkhead box C1-A-like
Exons: 12
Coding region: 695-2122 (475 amino acids)
Biological process (GO): regulation of DNA-templated transcription
Cellular component (GO): nucleus
Molecular function (GO): DNA-binding transcription factor activity; cis-regulatory region sequence-specific DNA binding
Source: RefSeq, a predicted model, not a curated record